Messenger RNA from Sitodiplosis mosellana (orange wheat blossom midge), 1232 nucleotides. RefSeq names its product putative transferase CAF17 homolog, mitochondrial. Gene Ontology annotation, molecular function: protein binding. Gene Ontology annotation, cellular component: mitochondrial matrix. Lineage: Eukaryota; Metazoa; Arthropoda; Insecta; Diptera; Cecidomyiidae. The record is from RefSeq and is a predicted model, not a curated record.
UUUCUUUAUGUAUGCUAUUAAAAAAAAUUUGUUCAAGAAGAAAUCAUUUAUUAUUUAUAUCACGGCUCAAAUGGUUUAUAUGACGUUUGCGUGUCAACAAUAAAUAGACACAGAACAAAAGCGAAAAGUUUCUUGUGUAAUCGCACUUGUUCGAUCCUUUAUUGUUAUAUGAAAUGAGAGUAUAGCUUAGGAAAAAGCCAUUACUUCAAGAUGAUCUCUUCUUAUUGGAACAAGGGUUUCAGUCUCCAAAAAUCAACUCGUUAUUUCACAAUUUUUUCCGCUAAAUAUUCAUCCGGUACUAAGCUUUUUUUCGAAAAUAUUCAUAGAGGCUUGAUUAGAGUCUCAGGCGAUGAAGUACAUGAAUUCUUGCAAGGCCUCAUCACGAACGAUAUUUCCCAUAUCAAUAAUACAUCUAAUAGAGAUAAUGCAAUGUUUACAAUGUUUCUGAACAAACAGGGUCGUGUGUUAUAUGAUACAAUAAUAUAUAGACAGAGAAAUGAGAAAACAUCAUGCAUCAUCGAAUGUGACCGCACAAUUGAAGAACAACUAAAACAACAUUUAUUGCAUUUUCGAUUUCGAAAAAAUAUAAAUAUAGAUAUUAUAACACAAGAGAUGAAUAUUUGGGCUUGCUUCCAGGAUUUCCACGAUCUUCAUAGAAACACGAAAAAUAAUUUUCAAGUUACACAUCAACAUGAAUAUUGGAAAUUGGGUGCUAUUAUUUGUUCUGAUCCCAGACUCCAACUGGGUUUAAGAAUAAUAACACCAAAAUAUUUACAAAUUCCAGACUUUCAACAUAUAAAUGAUGAUAGAAAGUGUGUUCUUCCAAAUACUUCAUAUAACUACAAGAAACUUCGAUAUAUUCAUGGAAUUAGUGAAGGAAUAGUGGCUUAUUUGGAUAAUCUUACCUCACAAAUGUUGGACUGUUCUAACUAUGACGAACCAAUAUUAAAUGAAAAGGACCAAAUUAUUGGCAAACUGAAGGGAAUUCAGGAUGAGUUUGGUAUUGGCCUUUUGAAAAUCGAUUUGGCGCUGUCUUCGAAGCAUCUUAAAAUUGGAAGUUUGAAUGCAUCAACCUAUCGUCCGACAUGGUGGCCACAAAAAAAAAAACUAAAAUAUGUUUUGCUUCUAUAAUUGAAUAGUAUUUUCUAUUUCUCAAAUUUAGUUUAAAUUUUCACACAAAUUUUUGCCAUGUCGAAAUUACAAGUUAAGUGUUGGAAUUUCCAGUUCGAAAA